GUGGAAGAUUGCUCUAUUGGACUCCACUUCUUUGAAAAAGUUCAAGACCUACCAACCCGAGGAGCUCUAGGUGUGGAACAUUUCACCAUUGAUGGAAACUUGUUUCUUGCUUUUGGCAACUUUGCUGGGGACAUUAAAAGAUACAAGACAAGUUCCAUGAUCUACAAGAUGGACAACUCAACUGGAAGACUUUCUUUGUACCAGACCCUGCAGACAAGAGGAGCGCAUGGCCUGGAGUACUUUUCUAUCGCUAACAAACAUUUCCUUGCUGUCGCUAAUCAUUACGAUGACACAUACCGGCUGGACUCUACAGUCUACCAAUGGAAUGGAAAACUGUUUGUCGACUUUCAGAAAUUAUCAACAAACGGAGCAAUCCACUUAACCUUUUUUAAGGUAAAUGGGGAACAUUAUCUUUUAGUAGCCAACUUUCAUGAUGGAAGUACCCACUCUACAAAGUCAGUUAUCUACAAAUGGAACUCCGGCAAGUUUAACAGAUUUCAAGACAUAUCAACUGAAGGUGCCAGGGGAUGUACGGCGUUUGAGAUAAACGGUGACACAUUCAUCGCUUUUGCAAACUCCCACAAGAAUUCUGUUCAGUCCACUGUGUUUAAAUGGUCAGGAGGUCGCUUUGUUAAACUUCAGUCUCUUCAGACUUACGGAGCGUACGAUGUGAGGUCUUUUAACAUCAACGGUCACACGUUUCUCGCUUUUGCCAACUACUACUCUGGAAGUAAGCACAACACCAAUUCCUUUAUUUACAAGUGGAAUGGUAACAAGUUCGUCCUGUUCCAGUCCAUUCCUACUCGAGGGGCUACAGGCUGGUAUCCAUUUGUGAUCAAUGGUCAAACCUACUUUGGUGUGACUAAUUACUAUGGUGAUAGUCAGAAGUACAACGCCAAGUCAGUUGUGUACCGGGCCUCUGGAGCGCGGUUCAUCAAAUACCAAGGGAUUCCAACGCAUGGAGCGCGUGGUAUGAUGUCAUUUGAGUACAAAGGUCAUACUUACCUUGCAGUGGCAAACUUUUACAAUGGCCAGAAGAACAACAUAAACAGUGCCCUGUACAAGUGGGUGUAG
Molecule: messenger RNA, 1074 nt
Organism: Porites lobata
Lineage: Eukaryota; Metazoa; Cnidaria; Anthozoa; Scleractinia; Poritidae
Source: the annotation of a GenBank genome assembly